Molecule: messenger RNA, 3429 nt
Organism: Linum tenue
Lineage: Eukaryota; Viridiplantae; Streptophyta; Magnoliopsida; Malpighiales; Linaceae
Source: the annotation of a GenBank genome assembly
AUGGUGAUUGAAGAGCAAGUUGACAUAAACAUUAGGUACUUGUAUAGAGUUGAGAUUCUUCCGGAGGCUUUUAGAACAGAAAACCCUCACAAAAGCCCUCUGCUACUUUCUUUACACUCUCACUCAAUCCUCAACUCAGCUCAACCCCGGCCAAGCUAUACUCUACCACCAACGGCCAAAAAUAUGCCCGCCGCCGCGCCGCCACGGACCUACGAGGACUUCGUGAAAGUUCACGGCGUCCUCCUAGCGGCCUCCGGACUCCCUCGAUCACUGCACCGGAGGCUAUUCGACAAACUGAGUUCGGAGACCUUCGACGGCGGCGCUUACUUCCAAGUGGAGCCCUGUGAGGAAGGCCGGCAGCGGCGGCUCGUCCUCACAGCCGGAGCCUUGCCCAGAGAAUCCGACGUCUUCCUAGUCGAUCACGCCUGGACUUUCCGUCUGCCGGAUGCUUAUAAUCAGCUUCUAGAACUGCCAGGGCUGGCUCAGAGAAUGGCUGCUCUGAUGUGCGUUGAUAUUGAUUUGAAUUCAUCGGAUGCUGAGGAGACAGAAGGGGUUGGAGAGGAGAAUUUCAAGUUGAAUGCUGCAGAUGUGGUCGAGAAUGAAAUUCGCGAAGCGAAAGAGAAAGGGAACGACACUGUUAGGUGGUUGGAGCUUGAGGAGAUGGAUAUUGAUGAUGAUAUGCUGCUUUCUCUCGAACUGACUAGUAAAUUUCCGGAUUUACUGGCACUCAGCCUGUGCGGAAACAAGCUCAAGAACGUGGGAGUAGUGGCAGAAGAAGUUACUAAGUUUAAAAGCCUAAGGGCCCUCUGGCUUAACAAUAAUCCUGUUGAGAAGUGUGAUGUCCAAAUGGAACAGCAAAUUCUUAAAGGAUGCCCUGGACUGGAAAUCUACAACUCACGUUUCACUCCCAAUUAUGGUGAAUGGGCCUUGGGAUUUUGUGGUGGAGUAUAUGGGAAAGAUAAUCCUGACUUUGGUCAUCAGGGGGAAAGUCCAUUGAAGAAUAUAACAUCUCUUGACCUUUCAGAUAGAUGUAUCCGUUCUCUGAAGAACAAGCCAUUUUCUCCGGUCGAGAUGCCUCUUCUUUCACAUUUGAAUAUUCGUGGGAAUCCAUUGGAGGAUUCUGUUAGUGAACUAUUCACACUCUUGAAGAGAUUUCCCUCUUUGCAGUCACUUGAGGUGGAUAUACCCGGCCCACUUGGAGACAAUGCAGUAGAAAUUGCUGAAUCUCUUCCAAAUAUUUACCUACUGAAUGGUGUCAAGGCAUCAAAGAUAUUUGAAACUGGAAAGCUUUUGGUUGAUUCAAUGCUUCAGCCACGUUUUCCGGAAUGGACAGCAGAAGAAUCUGUGGUUGAUCGUGUUGUAAAUGCCAUGUGGUUAUAUGCUAUGACCUAUAGGCUUGCAGAUGAGGAAAAGUUAGAUGAAUCUUCUGUGUGGUAUGUAAUGGAUGAGCUGGGCUCAGCUUUGCGACACAGUGAUGAGCCUAACUUCAGGGUAGCCCCUUUCCUUUAUAUGCCAGAGGGGACACUGGAGUCAGCUGUGAGCUACUCCAUACUAUGGUCAAUCCGUAAUGUUGAUAGUGGAGAUGAGUGUACUCGUGAUUUCUUAUUUGGGAUUGGAGAGGACAAGCAACGUUCUGCAAGGCUAACGGCAUAUUUCCAUACACCACAGAAUUACUUUCUUCAAGAGUACAAGAAAUUCUGUCAGAAUCUGCAAUCAAAGAGAUUACCUUCUUCUCUAGGGAAGUCGUCUUUUGUCCGGAGCUUGUGUCGUAGUGAUGGAGAACCUUUACAUGUCUACACUGAUAUACCUCAAGUAGAGGAGUUUCUGACCCGUCCGGAAUUUGUAAUCACAUCUGAAAUGAAGGAUGCUGAUAUUAUAUGGACAAGUACACAAGUAGAUGAGGAGGUGAAGAAAGUAACUGGAAUCACAGAGCGCCAAGUAAUAAAUCAAUUCCCCUUCGAGGCAUGUCUCGUCAUGAAACAUCAUCUGGCUGAUACUGUUCAGAAGGCACAUGGAUCUCCUGAAUGGUUGCAGCCCACGUAUAAUCUGGAAACCCAGUUGUCUCCACUUAUAGGUGACUACUUUAGCCGUGAAAAAGAUGGGACGAACAACCUGUGGAUCUUGAAACCAUGGAACAUGGCACGGACCAUUGAUACAACUGUGACUGAUAAUCUGUCUGCCAUUAUCCGUAUGAUGGAGACCGGACCUAAAAUAUGCCAGAAAUACAUCGAGCACCCAGCCUUGUUUCAGGGGAAGAAAUUCGAUCUUCGUUACGUUGUCCUGGUUCGCAGUAUAAACCCUCUGGAAUUGUUUCUCGCAGAUGUUUUCUGGGUUAGGCUAGCAAAUAACCCGUAUACACUAGAGAAACGAAGCUUGUUCGUCUAUGAGACUCAUUUUACUGUCAUGAACUACCGAGGGACGAUAAACCACAAGAACACGCCUGAUUUCGUGAAGGAAUUUGAACAGGAACAUAAUGUUCAGUGGUUGGAUAUCCAUGAGAGAGUAAGGAUGAUGAUAAAAUCUGUCUUUGAGGCGGCUGCCACAGUCCAACCUGAGAUGCACAGUCCAACAUCCAGGGCAAUUUACGGCGUAGAUGUAAUGCUCGAUACUAAUUUUCAGCCCAAGUUAUUGGAGGUCACUUACUGUCCUGACUGUACAAGAGCUUGCAAGUAUGAUACAGAGAAUCUAUUUGGAACGAAAAAUGUAGUCAAAGGACGCGACUUCUACAAUUACGUCUUUGGUUGUCUAUUUUUGGGUGAGGAGAACAAUGUUUCCCGAUUGUAAAGCCACAUUUUAAUGUUUCAAACUUUAUUAGGAUAUUUGUAACUUGUAAGUUGUAACCCUAUCGAGGGAGGCUUCCAGCUAGUUGAGAGUUGUAAAGACAGCAAACAGCUCUUCUGGUAAUGAGUAUUUGCACUGAACAAACAAAUGGUUAUCUGAAAGUGCAUUAACAAUGUUUGGCUAUGUACAAGUGCUUUUAGUUCCGUAAACCACAUCGAGUUCAUCACACGAGGAUGAUUGUAACUUGUUCGUUCAGUAAUAGGGCACGUUAUAAACCAUGCUGAUUCAAUUGAUUUCUGGGAGAAGAUGAUAGCUUCUUGUGCAUUUCUAGGCUGGAUAUCCGCUCGGCCUCCAGAGCUCGCUCAAGCUUGGCAGCACGAGUGCUCCAUUCCCCUAAUAUAGCUCUCAGCCGCUCGUUCUCUUCCACGUACUGAUUAUUUGCAGCUCGUACCCUCUGGAACUCGGACUCCCGAUCAGCUAUCACAGACCGAGCAAGCUUUAGCUCAGACUGUAGUUGAUUCAUCUCGGCAGUGAGCGUCCUUAACUCCUGUUCACGAGCACCCAACAAAUGUGCAACGUCAACCUGAGGUGUGCUCCCAUUGCUAGAUUGUUCAUAUUUGCUUAAACAUUCUUGCAAACGUAGAACCU